This is a messenger RNA of Toxotes jaculatrix (banded archerfish), 4006 nucleotides long. RefSeq names its product activin A receptor type 1Ba (gene acvr1ba). Gene Ontology annotation, cellular component: activin receptor complex; plasma membrane. Bases 115 to 1614 code for a protein of 499 amino acids. The transcript has 9 exons. Gene Ontology annotation, biological process: cellular response to growth factor stimulus; protein phosphorylation; activin receptor signaling pathway. The record is from RefSeq and is a predicted model, not a curated record. Gene Ontology annotation, molecular function: activin binding; activin receptor activity, type I; ATP binding. NCBI's taxonomy places the organism in Eukaryota, Metazoa, Chordata, Actinopteri, Toxotidae.
UAUCUGGCGGUGUGGUGUGUGCGGUCGGACUGUGGUUGUGUUUCAGGUCUGGUCGUGUUGAUAACGACACACUUAGGACGCAUUUCAUCGCGGAGAGAUGGGAAUUCUGAAGAAAUGGCUCUAAAACAAAUGGCCCUAACGCUGCUCGCCCUCUUCGGGUUGGUGGCCGUCGGUAAUGCUCUGCGUUGUAACUGCACAAACUGUGAGAAGACAGGCUUUGAGUGCGAGACAGAUGGCGCCUGCAUGGCCUCCACAUACUAUAUCCAGGGGAAAGAGCAACACGUACGCAUCUGUAUCAACCGGGACAACCUGGUUCCCCCUGGACAGCCCUUCUACUGUCUGAGUGCUGAGGGGCUGCUCAACACACAUUGCUGCUAUGUAGAUUACUGCAACAGUAUUGAUCUGAAAGUCCCAGUCCCAACAAAGGGAGGGGACUGGUCGAGCCAAGGAAGUCCCUGGGGGCCAGUGGAGCUGGUGGCGGUCAUAGCAGGGCCGGUGUUCCUGCUGUGUGUGCUACUGAUGGUCGGCGUGUUCCUGUUCCAGUAUCACCAGAGGGCCUACAGUCACAGGCAAAGGCUGGAGGUAGAGGACCCCUCCUGUGACCAUCUGUACUUGGCCAAGGACAAGACCCUGCAGGACCUCAUCUAUGACAUGUCCACGUCUGGAUCAGGCUCUGGCCUGCCGCUGUUUGUGCAGCGGACGGUGGCCAGGACCAUCGUGCUGCAGGAGAUCAUUGGAAAGGGUCGUUUUGGUGAAGUGUGGAGAGGGAAGUGGAGAGGAGGAGAUGUGGCCGUGAAGAUCUUCUCAUCCAGAGAGGAGCGCUCCUGGUUCAGAGAGGCCGAGAUCUACCAGACAAUCAUGCUGCGACACGAAAACAUCUUGGGAUUCAUAGCAGCAGACAACAAAGACAAUGGCACAUGGACUCAGCUCUGGCUGGUGUCAGACUAUCACGAGCACGGCUCUCUCUUUGACUACCUGAACCGCUAUUCUGUCUCCAUCGAGGGCAUGAUCAAACUGGCACUGUCGGCUGCCAGCGGCCUCGCGCACCUACACAUGGAGAUCCUCGGCACUCAGGGUAAGCCUGGCAUUGCUCACCGUGACCUCAAGUCUAAAAAUAUCCUGGUUAAGAAGAACGGCAUGUGUGCUAUAGCUGACCUCGGCCUGGCAGUCCGCCACGAGUCCAUCACAGACACAAUCGAUAUAGCACCCAACCAGCGCGUGGGCACUAAGAGGUAUAUGGCUCCAGAAGUUCUGGACGAAACCAUCAACAUGAAACACUUUGAUUCCUUCAAGUGCGCCGACAUUUACUCGCUGGGCCUGGUUUACUGGGAAAUUGCACGUCGCUGCAAUGCAGGAGGUAUCCACGAGGAGUACCAGCUGCCCUACUAUGACCUCGUGCCCUCUGACCCCUCCAUAGAGGAGAUGAGGAAGGUGGUGUGUGACCAGAAACUGAGGCCCAAUGUGCCCAACUGGUGGCAGAGCUACGAGUCACUGCGUGUGAUGGGGAAGAUCAUGAGGGAGUGCUGGUACGCCAACGGAGCGGCCAGACUGACCGCCUUGCGCAUCAAGAAGACUCUGUCUCAGCUCAGCGUGGAGGAGGAUGUCAAAAUGUGAGCACCAGGCGGCUUCAAAGACGCACUGGAGACGCACAACCAGACCACACUCCCAUAGGAAACAAACACUAAAGACAGACUGCAAAUGAAAACCCUGCCAGUUUUAAAGCCACACUCCAAGUUGUGACAAGGCCUACCUCACCUUUUUAGCCAAAACUACUGAGAAUCACCCAUCCCCUCCCCCACUUCCCUAUGAUCCUUGUGUCUCCUUCCUGUUCCCUUUGACCCCCUUCUCCAUGGGCCACAACACUACAGCACUACCACUGUUAAUAUCAUUACACUCAACCUUUUUGUUUUCAUUUCCCAUGGCAGGAAUUAUUACUAUUGUACAGUGAUGGGAUAUUUUUUUCUUUUUUGAAUCUUUUUUUUUUUUUUUUUUUAACCUUUGUGAAAUGGUCCCAUGAUGGACUAUACUUGUCCCGAAGAGUCAAGCAUGUUGUGGGGUUUUAAGUUUUAAAAAUAAUAACACUUCAUAUUCUGUUGGCCAUGCAACAUCACAUUCUGUCGCUGUGUGUGUGUGUGUGAAGGGGGGAAAGAGGCUGAAGCACUGUUUCUAGUUGUGUGUGUGUGUGUGAGUGAGUGCAUAGAAGGUGUCUGGACUACUAGCAUGUUUCUAAGACACUUUGAUGUCCUCUGGUAUAGGCUGUGGUUCAUUAGACAGUUAUUGGAUAUUUGGUUAAUUAAGCAUGAACAGCCAGAAUGUGCUUUUUAAUCCCUCACUUGAAUAUCCUCCAAACAAAAAAAAAAAAAAUAGUUGCACUCAACUGUAGCUUCCUCAUCAUGUGUGAGACCUGCAGGUAUCACAUAACGGAUGUGGUCCAGUCCUGGUGUUAGUUUGAAACGUGGCAGGGAUAAUGUUUGGGAUGGUUUUAUUUUUAUUUAUUUGUUGAUAUAAUUUUUUUAAUUUUUUUUUUCAUAUUGAUGAACACUGUGAGAUGAGAUGUGACAAACCAGAGUCAUGAUAUUAAAAUUAAAUGUUCAGUCCAAGUCUUUGCCAUCUUUCAGAUGUUAGAUGGCGGGGGUUUGUUGCAUUCAUUUAAUGAGACACUAGGUUCAAAUGUGGAUGUAGCCAUAACCCUCUGCCCCCUGGUGACAGACUGACAUCGUGCACACUGAACAAAUAAGAGGUGUAUGAAAUGGCAAAGAAAAAUACUGUUUUUUUUGGGGGGGUUUUUUUUUUUGUUAAUAUAUUUUAUGUGUUUUAUGUAAAGAUAUCAUGAUGGGUGAUUUCUUUUGACUUUGACAUUAGACACUACUGAUGGGUACAUAUGAUUUGUAUAUAAAACAUGCAUUUUUUUUUUUUUCCUUUUUAUGCCACAAGCACCAGUGUGACAUUUUGCUUGAAUGGUACUUUCAGAAGUCUGAUGUUUGAUUUGUCUGCAUGGUUUCUAACUGUGCCAGGAAAUAAGACUGUCAUCUGCUGGAAUUUGUUUUAACACUUGCUCCUCUCAUGGCAAUUGGGUGGUACUACUGAUCCCAGAUAAUUUUGCUGCAACUUGUCUUGUUUUAUUCCCCCCCUUUUUGUUAAAUGUGUAAUUGUUGGAAUUGCUCGAUGAGUUCUUUUCAGAGCUCAGUAAUGCAGAUCUCUUUCUACAUACGUCCUCUGGGGUGACAUCUCUUCCUCACUAACACUGGAAUAUUUAGGAGCAUCAUGUAACUCCUUGAAUUCUGAUUCUGCCUGUGGCUGUUAAUAAACACAACCGCCAACAGUUCACACACAGGGAACAUACAGUUAGAUAUGAAAAGUAGUUCAGAGGUUUUACUUCAAAGACUGACAUGCUGUAAAGUGAAACUGCACGUUUUAAUUCUACUAUGUCGCCUGCAGCUGCGAGUGUCUACAGGCAAGACUAUGAAAGUAUUACACUGACAUUUGUCACCAUUGGGCUCUGCACUGUUAUGUCCACAUGGACUUUAGUUAAUGUUAGUUAUGUCAUCACUUGAUCCAGAAUCCAUGUGUCAUGUUAGUAUCCAUUUUGCAUGCUGUCUCAAACACUGGGUCCUCUGCACUGAGGUAGAUGAACUUAAGACUUGUCUUUCCCUUUUCCUACGUGUUGUUUUCUCUGUUUUUUUUUUUUUUUGUUUUUUUCUUUUUUUCCCCUCCUUUUUAUUCGGGUUGUUGGCUGUGUACCCCAGAAAUGUUGCUGCUACUGUUAACAUGGGUAGAAGUUCAGCAGGCAGAACGUAGCGGAGGGGGAAAUGGGAGACUGCUGUCAGUUGAACCAAAAUUGUCAAAACACUCCUGUCCAUGUUUGGUUUGUUGCCAUGGGUAUAUGACCAUCAGACAUCUUGUUCAUAAGUAAUACUUCAAGAUUUCAAAAAUCAUGUUGUGCAAAUCUUUUCAGAAUUAGUUCAAAAGUGUAUAUAGAUGAUAUACAAUAAAUUCCUUUUUCUUA